This is a messenger RNA of Daphnia pulicaria, 859 nucleotides long. RefSeq names its product calcium channel flower-like (gene fwe). NCBI's taxonomy places the organism in Eukaryota, Metazoa, Arthropoda, Branchiopoda, Diplostraca, Daphniidae. The transcript is spliced from 5 exons. Gene Ontology annotation, biological process: vesicle-mediated transport. Bases 130 to 645 code for a protein of 171 amino acids. Gene Ontology annotation, cellular component: membrane. The record is from RefSeq and is a predicted model, not a curated record.
CGAUUCUUAAGCUGUCACUUUGGCUUUUUGGAGUGUUAUUAGUUUCGUUAUCCUUUGCAUUGCCGUGUGUAGUCCGUACUCGGGCAGUUUGAUUGCAAAUAUUUUUAUUCUUUCCUUUCCUUGGUAAAAAUGUCCUCGGCAGCUUCUCAGCCAACUCCGGAAGCCCCCCAACCCGAAGAAGUUCCUUGGUGGUUGAAAUAUGCCGGAAGAGGAAUGGGUACCUUUGGAGGAAUCGUGGCCAUGGCGUUGGGAUUAUGGACCUGUAUAUCAUUCUCACCCAUCUGUAUAGUAGCUGGCAUUUGGCAAAUCUUGGCAGGAUUUGUGGUGGUGGUGGCUGAAGCACCCUGUUGCUGCAUGUUUUUGGAUUUUGUUCAAACUUUUACAAAUUUUAUUGAUAGAAGACCUGUAUGGCAUAAGGCGGGCUUCUACAUAUUAAUAUCACUACCUGCAAUGUUCCUUUGUGCUGGCUUGUCAACAUUCCUUGGCAGUGCAAUGUUGUUUGCAACUGGAGUUGUCUAUGGUCUCAUGGCUCUUGGGAAAAAGGCUAGUCGAGGUGAAAUGCUAAACCGUGCCCAAACAGAUUUUUUGGCAACUAAUCUGGUGAAGAACAUGGAAGUCCCUAUUCCCAACCAGUCAGUUCCCUAAGUAAUUAUGGCUAGAUUUAUAAUGGUUUUAUUUAACGUGAUGAGAAAAAUUGACGUGAGGACGCUAUUUGAGUGUGAAUUAGCUCGCUUAGUAACCCUUUAUUAGUGUACUUCACGAAAGUGUCAAGCAUGAAAUGACUUUGUUUGUCAGUUUGUUGUGGCACUAGCAUUCCGAUGUGUGUUUGAUGUGAAUACAGUUGUGUGCAAAACUCAAA